This is a messenger RNA of Triticum turgidum subsp. durum (durum wheat), 1416 nucleotides long. The record is from the annotation of a GenBank genome assembly. NCBI's taxonomy places the organism in Eukaryota, Viridiplantae, Streptophyta, Magnoliopsida, Poales, Poaceae.
AUGGCGAUGGUUCUGCGGCGCCUCGCCGGCGCAUCAGGCUCGCCUUCGGCGGCUGCACUGCUGCUCCGGCCGGCGCUGACCCGCCCGAUCUCCACCGGCUUCCGCGAGGAGCGCGACACGUUCGGCCCCAUCCGCGUGCCCAACGACAAGUUGUGGGGCGCGCAGACACAGAGAUCGCUGCAAAAUUUCGACAUUGGCGGUGAGCGCGAGCGGAUGCCUGUGCCUAUCAUCCGCGCCUUUGGCGUGCUAAAAAAGUGCGCCGCUAAGGUGAAUAUGGAGUAUGGCCUUGAUCCAACAAUUGGGAAGGCAAUAAUGCAGGCGGCUGAGGAGGUUGCAGAGGGAAAGUUGGAUGAUCACUUUCCGCUUGUUAUCUGGCAAACUGGCAGUGGCACACAAAGCAACAUGAAUGCCAAUGAGGUAAUUGCAAAUAGAGCAGCUGAGAUACUUGGACAUAAGCGCGGUGACAAGUUUGUGCACCCUAAUGACCAUGUGAACAGGUCACAGUCCUCGAAUGAUACAUUUCCCACUGUUAUGCACAUAGCAGCAGCUGUAGAGAUCAAUUCAAGGUUUAUCCCAAGUCUGGAGCAGUUGCAUAAGUCACUUCAUUCAAAGUCUGAUGAGUUUAAAGACAUCAUUAAAAUUGGGCGUACACAUACCCAAGAUGCCACCCCACUGACUCUUGGUCAAGAGUUCAGUGGUUAUGCUACACAGGUGAAAUAUGGAAUUGACCGAAUUGCAUGUACCUUACCAAGGAUGUAUCAGCUUGCUCAAGGUGGUACUGCAGUUGGUACUGGCUUGAACACGAAGAAAGGAUUUGAUGGCAAAAUUGCAGCUGCUGUGGCUGAGGAAACAGAACUACCUUUUGUGACAGCAGAGAACAAGUUUGAAGCUUUGGCAGCACAUGAUGCUUUUGUUGAGAGCAGUGGUGCUGUUAACACAAUUUCUGCAUCUCUUAUGAAGAUAGCAAAUGACAUACGCUUGCUGGGAAGUGGCCCUCGUUGUGGACUUGGUGAGGCUCUGACCAUGGUUUGUGCUCAGGUUAUGGGCAAUCAUGUCGGUGUUACAAUAGGUGGUUCAAAUGGGCAUUUUGAACUGAACGUUUAUAAGCCAAUGAUUGCUGCUGGAUUGCUUCGAUCAUUGAGAUUAUUAGGGGAUGCAUCUGUAUCCUUUGAGAAAAACUGUGUCAGGGGAAUAGAAGCAAACCAUAAGAGAAUUUCACAAUUGUUGCACGAGUCUUUGAUGUUGGUGACAUCGUUGAACCCCAAAAUUGGCUAUGACAAUGCUGCAGCCGUUGCUAAGAAAGCUCACAAAGAAGGAACAACACUGAAGGAAGCUGCUUUAAGCCUUGGAGUUUUGACGGAAAAAGAAUUCCAUGAACUCGUUGUUCCAGAGAAAAUGAUUGGCCCUUCUGAUUAA